Molecule: messenger RNA, 3999 nt
Organism: Lepisosteus oculatus (spotted gar)
Lineage: Eukaryota; Metazoa; Chordata; Actinopteri; Semionotiformes; Lepisosteidae
Gene: fbxl5
Product: F-box and leucine-rich repeat protein 5
Biological process (GO): intracellular iron ion homeostasis; SCF-dependent proteasomal ubiquitin-dependent protein catabolic process
Cellular component (GO): SCF ubiquitin ligase complex
Molecular function (GO): protein binding
Source: RefSeq, a predicted model, not a curated record
GGUCACGUAGGCUCAGUCUCACCCUCAUCACGUGAGAGGGGAACCAGCAUGGUUCCUUCCCGCGCUGCCUCACCUGUCUAAGGUCCGCUGGACUCAAAGCGCAGUUCUCUGGUUCCGCUGUUUCCAUGGAGUGAAAAUGUCUCCUUUCCCAGAAGAGGUAGAUGUCUUUACAGGCCCACACUGGCGGAUGAAGCAGCUGGUGGGUUUGUAUUGCGACAAGCUGUCGAAGACCAACUUCUCCAACAACAACGACUUCCGCUCUUUUCUCCAGUCACUAUGUGCUACCUUCAAGGAAUUUAAAAUGCAUGAGCAAAUUGAGAAUGAAUACAUCAUUGGAUUACUCCAGCAGCGGAGCCAAACUGUCUAUAAUGUGCAUUCAGACAACAAGCUAUCAGAGAUGCUCUGUCUCUUUGAGAAGGGGCUCAGAAAUGUUAAGAAUGAAUAUGAACAGCUGAACUAUGCACAACAGCUGAAAGAAAGACUGGAGGCUUUUACACAGGAUUUCCUUCCUCAUAUGAAAGAAGAGGAGGAGGUGUUCCAGCCGAUGCUAAUGGAGUACUUCACCUAUGAGGAACUGAAGGACAUUAGGAAAAAGGUGAUAGCACAGCAUUACUCACAAAGGUGCUGGGAUACAAUGGAGGUUUUGAAGGGGCUGAGCCUAUGGAACCAGGCAGAACUGCAUAAAGCCUUCAAAUACUCUGUGCAUGAAAAGGUGGAUGAGGGUUUUGAAAAGAAUACAAGUUCAAUCAGUAUUUCCCACCUUCCACCUGAGGUCCUUUUGAAGGUCUUCAGGCAUCUCAGUCCGGAGGAUCUGUGCCGCUGCAGUCGAGUCUGCUCAUCUUGGUCACAGGUGGUUAAAACUGGAUCACUCUGGAAACACCUGUAUCCAGUGGACUGGGCUAGAGGUAAUUUUAACAGAGGACCUCCAGGAGACCUGGAUCAGGAGCCAGAUGAUGAGUGGAGAAAGAGCAGGGAAGAUGAAAAUAAAGCAUACCAGGAAUGGGAUGAAGAUGCAGAUAUCGAUGAAUCUGAGGAAGGUUGGGAAAACUCCCCAGCUGUUAAUGUAAUGCAGAAAGAGAAGAGCUUACUGUAUGGAAUGGUUCAGCAUCUGCUUCCAGUUGUCGGACCAUCUGUGAAGUCUCUCGUUUUGGCUUACAGUUCGACUGUCUCCAGCAAAAUGGUAAGACAAAUGCUCAGUCUGUGUCCCAACUUAACACACUUGGAUCUCACCCAGACGGACAUCACUGACUCAGCUUUUGACAGCUGGUCAUUUCUUGGGAGCUGCCAGACACUUGAACAUCUUGACCUUUCUGGCUGUGAGAAGAUUACUGACAUGACUUUGAAGAAGCUCUCUCUGGCUCUUGGAGACCUUACUUCACUAAAGGAGAAAGAAAGACUUCACAAAAAUUGUCAAAACAAGUGUAUAAAGACUUUACAGGAACAACAGUUGGUUAGUGUGCGGGGCAGCGAUGACUGUAGUCUCCAGUCCUGUGGUCGUCAAGCUCUAAUUUUCAAGAGAAAAACUGGAGAACAAGCAAGCACUCCGUCCCAUGUCUGGGUGUUAGAUCCUGUGGAUUUGGUUGAUAUUGAAGAUGCAGCAGAAUGGAAGCAAAAAAGCAGUGAUGGACUUGGUUUUGUGGAGAGUCAGCCAUCAAACAUCUCUUGUUGCUGCAGAAGAAGCAAGUAUGGCUUAAGGACUAGUGCCUAUUGGCAGCAGUAUACUUCCUCUUCUUCUGAGGCUCAUUGCGGUCACUCCUUCUGCUGCAAUGAAAUAGCUCUAAGGACUACUGGGACAUUCCCAGAACCCUCUGCACUGUUAAGGACUAGACAGACGGAGGAUAAGGACUUGAUUUGCUCUGGGAGUGAAAAAAGGACUGAUCAGCUUGAGGCUUGUCGAAGACUGAGAUUUCUCAGUCUGUCAGGAUGCUAUCAGGUCACAGACCUUGGCUUAAGAGUGCUCUCUCUGCGUGGAGGCCUCCCUCGGCUUGAGCAUCUUAACCUCUCUGGUUGCCUCUUCAUCACUGAGGUGGGACUACAAGAUCUCGUGUCAGCCUGCCCCUCUCUGAAUGAUGAGCAUUUUUACUAUUGUGACAACAUUAACGGUCCCCACGCUGAUACUGCAAGUGGAUGUCAGAAUCUGCAGUGUGGUUUCAGGGCAUGCUGUCGUUCUGGAGAGUGAACUCACUCUUGCCCUUCCUAACUGUAUGCUUUGUGUAGCUGAGCCUGCUUCCCUACCUGCACUUUACAUUAGGAAUACAAAUCAUUGUACCUUCUUUUACCGUAAUUGUUUUAUAUUGAUACAUGAAAAGGGUUAUCCUCAAAUCACUUCAAAGUAGAGCCUUUCCAGCUCUGUUUUGAAAAAUAUAUUUAGAAAAAUGAUUAGUUACUUGAGGUCUUAUGUUUAUUUCAGCUCACAUGUAAAGGGCAUGAUAGAUGUCUUUGUUCUCACAAGGUAUAUCCUCAUUUAUCCCUUUGGGUUAGAAAUGAACCUUUGCUGCCAGGGGCCAUAGGAUGUUGAUGUUUUGUGCCUAAGGCAUAUCAUUAGCUGUUACCACAGCUCCUCAAACCAUGAUGCUGACAGCAUAUGGUCAAUUUAAGUCAGCCAGGACACUCAUAGUCACUUUGAUAAAAGUGACACCUGUGACUGGCUGGGCACCCUCAUGCUUGCAGUGAUGUCAAGUGAUGGAGGUAUCCCUUACUGCAUGGGGUACUAUUUACAGUUCUCAUGCAGUAUGUGAUUCAUAGCCACUAAAAGUUUUAAAGUUCUCUUUCAAAAAAACCCCAAAAAACAGGUGAUUCCCAAUUGGUUGGGAAAGUCAAAGCUUUGUGACUUUGAGGAAAUACAUUUUAUAAUAAUGGUAUGUGUUUCUGCUUAAAUGAACUGUUAAAUCUGAAACCGUUUAGGAUACUUACAUUUACUGUCUUGGUUUGAAAAGUAUAGCAGUUGGUUAUUGACAUCUAUUAAAGUACAGUAGAUGACUAAUAACUAGAUGUCUUAUCCGUUCAUUACCAAAGUAAAGGGCACACAAAUUUAUUUAAAUCAUAUCUGGCAACUAGAAAUAAAAGUUUAUACAUUCUCUACCUAGUCACAUCUUGUGGAUUAGAAAUAUUAUUCUUAUAUUUUACAUUUUCACAUUCCUUACAGUAGCAUUUAUUUAGGAAAAAUGAGAACUUCUCCAUUAUUCUCAGAUAGUAUCCUAAUGCAAGACCUGCUAUAAGGAGGGAAUACAUUUUUGCACAUGUACAUUGCCUGGUAAUAAAGGUUCAUCAGACAAAAUUUGAUUUAUCUGAAUAUUUAUUCAAUAAAGAAAAAUCACUUUACCAAGAGAAAUUUGAGUUGGAUUGUUGAUGAAUCUGGGUAGUAUUUCUUUUCCAAAACAGUUUUUUUUAAAUAAGAAUUAUUCUGUUCAAUUGUUAUAAUUAAACAUUUUUAAUUUCCAGAAACUACAGCAGUUGAAGUUCAUUUGGAAAAAUGUAGAUUUCACUGUUGCUUCUUUGUUGUUGCUUACAAUUUUAUAGGGAGGUUUUUUCAGUUGCAGCACAUGGAUUUUGUUUUUUUUAAAUCUUUCAGAAAAGCCGAUUUAUAUUGGUGAAAAAGUCAUGUUUGAAUGAAAGUCUAAAUUCUACAAAUUGAGCUCAGAAGAAUUAUAAAGCCUGAACAGUUUGUCCACUAAAGUAAAAUUUUAAAUAAAGCUUUAAAGUAAUCCAUGUAAUUAUUCAAAGCUUUAGUGGCUGAUUCCCAAAGCCCAGAACUGGUAUUGCAGAAUUGACAUAUAAAGUGAUGGGUAAAUUAGUUUCUUAUCUAACUUGAGGACUGUAUGCUUUAAAAAAAGUACUGAAACUCUAAUUUGAAUUUCAUUUGUGUGGUAGGAGCCCAGUAUUUCACAAUUCAAAAUAAUUAGCACACAUUUGUUGGAAUCCUUUGAAAUAUUUUGCAUGAUGAUUUCUGUUGAGUGUAAUUUAAUCCAGAAAUGAGUAAAACUGAGGCUUGGUUAAGGA